Molecule: messenger RNA, 3736 nt
Organism: Magallana angulata
Lineage: Eukaryota; Metazoa; Mollusca; Bivalvia; Ostreida; Ostreidae
Product: neuroligin-4, X-linked-like
Exons: 6
Coding region: 852-3431 (859 amino acids)
Biological process (GO): chemical synaptic transmission; presynaptic membrane assembly; neuron cell-cell adhesion
Cellular component (GO): synapse; membrane; cell surface
Molecular function (GO): neurexin family protein binding; signaling receptor activity
Source: RefSeq, a predicted model, not a curated record
AAGUAAUGUCGGUUUUCUCUCAUCAGGCGUAUCAUUAAUCACAUGGUCUCUAAUUUAUUGAUCCUGGACAAAGCCAAGACACCGAUUUCUUUUUGUUUUUCCUCUUGCAACUUUAUCUCGCUAUCAUCUACAAAUAGCGGAAAAAAUCGGAUUCUGAUGUAAACCACCCGACACAUCUCUGGGGAAACGAGAGAAAUCGUUGGGAAUAGAAUUGGAGUGUAAUUGUUUACAAUGAAACAACAUAACAUGGGGCUGAAGAAUUAAAUUUGGACGGUAACUCUAUCUUACUCCCGCUGUGUUUGCAUUUUAUCGAAUCCUCGGCCUAGUUAGAGGUCUUAUUGGCAGCCUUGCUCUAACGUUAGCGUUCAUUGACGAAGGUCCAAACUUAUUAGAAAAAUACCAUAAAACCUUUUUUAUGAGCUGUUAUGACAAUUACAUGGAUUUUUUUUUUCAUUUUGUGUCUGUUCUUUGGUGGGCGCAUGCGCUUUGGAUUUUUUGGCACGCGAUAGUCAGACGACAGACUUGUGUGUUAUAGAUUCCACGCUCCUAUGGUCUAAUUAGUGUGGUUUUGCAGAGGGAGGUUUGAAAAGCGGGAAGUUUUGCUUGAUCAUGUAUGUGUUCGUUGAACAUGUUGUCUUAAACAGAUGGAAAUAUAUUAUCUAUCUUUGAACUGAUACGAAGCCAACCGGUAGUCGAGAUGAAUUUCCGUUGAGCAAAGAGAGCAGAGAGAAGGGAACCCUUUUGCUAACUCUAUCAUUCAGCGAGCCUAUUAAUAGAAACAAACAACGAGAGAUCUUAACACAGCUAAACAGAUUGUAUUUAUUCUUUCGGGAUUAUCUGAAUGGAAGAAAAUGAGCGUGCAGUCUUUUCUACUGAUAGUGGCAAUACUAAGUGGCAGUGUGUUGACAAUAUCAUCUGAAAUUCGCCAUCUCGGUAAUUCUGUGGUUCAUCUGAAAUCUGGAGAUAUAAGAGGACUGUGGGUGACAUUCAAAGACUCGCGUUGGACCCCUGUUGAAUUGUACAGGGGUCUGUCUUAUGGGUCCCUGGGUAAACAAGACCAGGCCACGACGGAAUCUAACUUUUACAGCCAGUGGAAUAAAACCCUCAUUGUCGACCAAUGGGCGAAGGUCUGUCCCCAAGAGGACAUAGCUGGAGUGAAGUCUUUGAAAGACCUGUUAAAGGUGUUGCCAAGGGUACAUGUUAUUCGUUUAUACCACCGGUCUAAUUACACCAAAAAUCAAAUGGAAGAUUGUCUGACGUUAAACGUGUUUUUGCCUGCACGAGAAUGGACGGACACAACUCCUUUUGCAGUCAUGGUUUUUGUCCAUGGAGAAUCCUAUGAAAUAGGAACCGGAAAUGCGUAUGACGGAAGUGUCCUGGCGAGCUAUGGUGACGUCAUUGUUAUUACGAUCAACUAUAGACUAGGUGUCCUCGGUUUCCUGAACACCGGGCACAGCUCGGCCCAGGGUAACCAAGCUCUGAUGGACAUCCUGGCCGUACUACAGUGGGUCCAGGACAACAUCGCAGCCUUCAAUGGCGACCCCAACAAGGUCACGCUGUUUGGGCAUGGACACGGAGCAGCCCUAGUCAACAUCCUGAUGUUCUCUUCCCUAACUGAGAAAGGGAAGUAUUUUCAAAGGGCAGUCAUACAGAGUGGGUCGGCGCUGAGCCGUUGGGCGGUGUCCUACGACGCCUAUUCCUGCGCCCAGUGGUUGGCGCGAAACGUCAACUGCUCCAGCUUCCCCAACGACAUAGAGGGCCUCACCAAGUGCUUAAGAAGCCGAAGUGCGCAGGAUCUUGUCAACAGCUCGCCUACCGCCCCGAAGUAUUACUCCUGCAUGGCGCCGUCACCGAAUCCAUAUGGAGAAAUAUUUCGGGCACCUGUUGAGAAUCUGAUGAGCGAAUCCCGGAAUACCUUCACAUCCAUUCCAGUUAUAUUCGGGGUCACAAGCAAUGAGGCGUACAUGUACCUGAAACAAAAAGAACUCACAGAUGGUAUCAGCGAGGACAGGAAGUCGAAGAUAAUUCGGACGUUUGUUCUGAACAACUUUCAAUACAACCGGCAGAAGAUAUACGAGAUCUUGUACCACCAGUACACGUCUUGGGAUACAAUACAAGACGACUUUACACGGAGAGACAAUGUCCUACAACUGCUGAGUGACGGUCUCUACGUGGCGCCACUUGUCAAAAUGACGCAGCAGCAUUCUCUAAGCACGGACACGUACCUGUACGCGUUCACGCACGCGACUGUGUCGGACACCGCCCUUUACCAUAACUGGACCAGCGCCGUCCAUGGGGACGAGCUGGCCUACAUAUUCGGUGCCCCGCUUGUCGAGGGCGUGACUCCAUUUUCAGAAAAAUUCACCCCUCUAGAAAAGACCAUCAGCGAAACCAUGAUGAGAUAUUGGACCAACUUUGCAAAGACAGGAGAUCCCAACAAGCCUGAAGGGGAGUUGGCUUUUGAACAGAAGCUUCGCAGUGAUCCUGGAUGGCCCAAAUAUGACAGGAAUCAGCAGAGAUUUCUCCACUUUGGUUCUAAUACUACAAGCUCUAGUCACUACAGAGGAAAAGAAUUAUCGCUAUGGCUAGACCUCAUUCCAAAACUCAACCAGCCCGGAAAACCCAACCCAGACCCUCGGGAACACGAACUCAAGGACCAAAACAACAUGGCGACUUUCGACGACCCGCACCGACUGAUCACAGAUUUUAAAAAGUUUUUUCCACCCCACCCACCUAUCCCCCCUUCGCCACCCCCAUUGAAUAACGGAGUGUACUUCCCACCCGGAGAUUCCGAAUAUACAAACAAAGAGAAAACAAAACGGGAAGACUCUUUGGAACAGUUUAAACCUCAAUCGGAGGAGAAGGCGGAACAAGAGUCCAGCCUGAGUAACUCGGUGCCUCUGAGUAUCACAGUGGCUAUAGGGUGUUCCUUGUUAUUCAUCAACAUUUUACUGUUUUCUGCCGUGUAUUAUCAGAGACGAAGAAUUCAGAGAUUAAAUCGGGAAGCCAUAGAGCAGGAACAUAACGAUCAAAACGACUUUCCCGACAUAGGACACAAAUCUCAGAGAGAAAACACAGCCAUUAAAGAGCCUCCCGAUCGUGAUUUGCAUCUCGAUCCCCAUAGUAAACCUAAUAUUCAGAGUAACCCUUUAUAUACUGUGAUAAGUAAAUCACCCUGUGACUUAGCCCAGGAGUCGUCGCACGAGUCCCUGUCGACGCUUUCCUGCGCGUCAUCGGGCGUCCACCAGAAAAAUGCUGUCAAUCAUAAAGGUGUAGCCCCGCCCACUAUACCGAGAGACGCUCCAGUGAUUCAGAGAGACCAUAUUCCAAACUCUAAAUAUGCAGCGAAUAGUAGUAGUAAUUUAUCAAAAGAAAAAAUGAACAAUGUUCGAAAUUCGACGCCCACACAUGACACGAUAACUGUUGUCUAACAUUGUUCAGCUUUAAUGGUCUUAUAAAAGUAAUUGUUAUUUAUAUGAUGAUUGAGUGAAGUUAUUUUGAAAUAUCGUGGAAACACGAUCAUCGUCUUGCAGUUUCGUUUUUGCAGUCCCAGGGGGAAUGUGUGAAAAAUGAAAAAUAUUGAAGAAUGUUACAACCCUACAGUGUGGGAAGAAAAAUGAAGAAUUAUUAUACAUUAUUUUCAGAAAUUGUUAAUCAUCAAUCAUUUUCGCUUGCUGUUGUUCAGUCAUUGAUUUAUUUAUUUUGUACACAUAGUUAAUAAAGUAAUUUUGUUUUA